Pelagomonas calceolata is the source of this 1929-nucleotide messenger RNA. The record is from the annotation of a GenBank genome assembly. NCBI's taxonomy places the organism in Eukaryota, Pelagophyceae, Pelagomonadales, Pelagomonadaceae.
GUCAGAGGCAGCUGCGCUGCGCCUGGCCCAGGCGCAGGUCGGCCCUGAAACUGGGGGGCAUUUAAACGCUGCCCCACGCACCAACGACAGCACGCGAAUUGCUAGGAAUCGAUGAGCGGCCGCUCCCAGGCCCGCAAGAGCCAGCGCGAACUGCAAAACGUCUUUACGGCUGGUCGCGGAGGCGCUGACCAGCGGUUACCUGCCGCGCCUCGUUCGAUCGCUUUGCCAGCGCCGCCGCCAGCGCCGGAAGGACUACCGAUGGCGGAGCGCGUCGUCGGCGGCACUGCGAAUGCGCCGGCGCCACAAGCAACGACUUCGGAAGACGUCGCGGUGCCGGGCGCUGGGUGGGCGAACGGCGCGCGCCAAGUGCAGAGCACAUUAGAUGGCGGGACGGUGGGGGACAAUCCGGAGUGCUCGUGCAAGUGUCUUCCGGCGCGUCUGGAUAGGAAGAACGUCAAGUUAGGGUGCAUGCACAUCACGCCGUUGAAGACUGUCGACUGCCCCAAGUGCAACAACUCGAGAAGCAAGAAAGCGCACUCGAUUGGCUGCGACAAAAGCGAAUAUUUUGGCCUGACGCACGGUGAGAUCGCCUCGAAGAAGGGGGGCAAGGACCCGUUCAAGGGUAAGAUAACGAAGAAGGACGCCAAGGGUACGGCUCCUCUGUCCUUCUUCAAGAAGCCUCCCAAUCCUCCGACGGCUCCCGUCGCACCGCCCGCGGAACCGCCGGCACCCGCUGCACCGGCGCCGGCGCCUGGAAUGCUCAAUAGACUUAAGGCGGCGGCCGUCGCUCUCGUGCGGCCGUCCAGCACUAAGCGUGACGCGUCGACGGCGAUCGGAGAUGACACCGUGGGCGAAGAGGACACCGCUGACAGGCCACGGCCUUCGUUAGCAGAAGAGACUGCCAGUUUGGAGGCCGAGGACGACGCCACGCCGCGGUUGAUUCCAGAGCUCGAAAAAAUCAUUCAUACUACUAUAGAAAAGUGUCCACGCGUCCGCUACGACGACAAAGAGCGUCAUUUCACCGUCUUCAAGUAUUCAGGAAGUUUGAGCGCCGAUGAACAACGCGAAUGUUUCGCACCUGGCGACUUUAGGGUGGUUUUUCACGAGACCAUCGAUACCGGCGCCGGGACGCGGCCCAGCUACAUAAAACACGCGCUACGUGGUGUUGAGGUCAUAUUUCUGCGUCCGGACCUUAAUCGGUACGGCGACGAAGAGGUGGCAGAUUCCUUGCGUUGCUUUGGGUGCCGGGGGCGGCUACAGUUCUCUCGGUGGACUUAUUCUAAGCGUAAGACGUGCAAGAUGAUCCUGACGACAGGUCGUCCACACUUCCUCGUCGAGGGGUCCUACCAGUGCACUGAAUGCAAACAGAUCUAUGGAGCGUCGCAAUAUGAGAUGCGGGUGAUGCAGCCGCCGCGAAUUCAGAGCGACCUGCCGGUCGACACGGCGUCCACUGUUUGUCUUCUGGUACAUCGAGUCGAUCGCGACACAGUGGACGCGGCUCCUGCGCCGGCUCCGUCUAAGUCAGGCGACGAGAAGAAGAAGAAGAAACUAGCGGCCGUUCGGAAGUACACGGGCUGCCCGAAGUGCGACUGUGGGAAGGUCGACGAAGUAGAAGAGGAGAACAAGCGCCGCGCUAACAAGGUUCCUCCGAUGGGCGGGCUUCGCGGGAAGACCGUGUGGUGCAAGGACGACUGCACGCAGUGGAAGUGGAUUGUCCAGCAGGGUUACCGGGAACCACGGUCUACAACGUGAUUCUUCCGGUUUCGAAGUUCGCACCGUGGUGAAUACACCACGGUGCGUAACGCCGCCAUCAGCAGUCACGUUCGCGUUCGCGCGAGAGCACUUGCUAUGGCCGCUUUUUGUUUGCUCCCCCUUACUUGCUACCGGCGUGUCGCCCUAGGCCUCCGUUAUAGUAGUAGACCCUAUUCA